GAGUUUUAGGGUUUUAGUGUGCCCACCGAAUCAGUUCUGUCUGGAUUCGCACGUCGUCGCCCUCGUUCGUCCUUUCUCUCUUCAUCUCAUCUUCUUCGUUCAAUUCUAAUCCAGCAAUCAAGCAACUAGUCCAGGAGCAAAAUCUACACCUUGGAUUUUGACGAUGGAGAUUAAGGUUGUUUCGUUCCCCGCCGAGAACCCUCCGCUCGCGGAGCUUGUCGCGGCCAAGCUCGCCGGGAUUUCUCUCCCAACCGACGCCUCUCUCCCUCCUGAUUCCCCUUAUUCUUUUCAGUUCUCCAAUGGGUUGAAAUUACAUGGAAAAAAUGUACUUCUUCGAUAUAUGGGUCGGAUUGCGAAAUUGUAUGGGGAGAAUGCAUUCGAAGCUGGGAAGAUUGAUGAGUGGCUUGAGUACGCGCCUGUGCUCUCACAGGGUUCUGCGUUUGAGAGUGCUUGUAAGCAUUUGGAUGAAUAUUUGGGAAGCAAUACUUUUUUCGCCAAUCAAUCUUUGUCGAUCGCUGAUAUCGCAAUCUGGUCCGGUCUUGCAGGAACUGGGAAAAGAUGGGAGAGUUUGAGGAAUUCAAAGAAGUAUCCAAACCUUUCUCGGUGGUUCAAUUCCCUAUUAGCCGGAUAUGGUGAUGCUCUGAAUGAAGUCACUGCUACCUUCAUCGCAAGAAAGGCUUCAGGAAAGCCAAUUGCAGCUAAAGCAAAAGGCAAUCAGGCUGAUCCACAGUCAAAGGGUGCAAAUGGAGAUGCAUCUGAGAAAGGUAAAGCAGGAAGCAAACCAACAUUUGAAGUAGAUCUUCCUGAAGCAAAGGUUGGGAAGGUUCGACUGAGAUUUGCGCCAGAACCCAGUGGUUAUCUUCACAUUGGGCACUCAAAAGCAGCGUUAUUGAAUCAGUAUUUUGCUCAACGGUAUCAGGGUCAGCUUAUUGUGCGGUUUGAUGAUACAAAUCCUGAUAAAGAAAGCAAUGAGUUUGUGGACAAUAUUCUCAAGGAUAUUGAGACUUUGGGUAUCAAGUAUGAAAAGGUUACCUAUACUUCAGAUUACUUUCCUCAGUUAAUGAAAAUGGCCGAGAAUUUGAUUCGCCAGGGUAAAGCAUAUGUUGAUGAUACGCCACGUGAAGAGAUGAAGAAAGAAAGGAUGGAUGGCAUUGAAUCAAAAUGUAGAAACAACAGUCUAGAGGAGAAUCUUAAAUUAUGGAAUGAGAUGAUUGCUGGGUCUAAGAGGGGUAGGGAGUGCUGUGUCCGUGGGAAGCUGGAUAUGCAGGAUCCAAAUAAAUCUGUCCGUGAUCCAGUUUAUUAUCGCUGCAAUCCAACACCACAUCAUCGGAUUGGGUCCAAGUACAACUUAUACCCAACUUAUGAUUUUGCCUGUCCAUUUGUUGAUUCCAUAGAAGGUAUCACACAUGCACUUCGAUCUAGUGAGUAUCAUGAUCGCAAUGCUCAGUACUAUCGAGUUCAAGAGGACAUGGGACUGCGAAAAGUUCAUAUCUAUGAAUUUAGUAGAUUGAACAUGGUUUAUACGCUUCUCAGCAAGCGCAAGCUAUUGUGGUUCGUUCAAAAUGAGAAGGUUAGUGGAUGGGACGAUCCUCGUUUUCCAACUGUCCAAGGAAUUGUGCGCAGAGGUCUCAAAGUUGAAGCCUUAAUACAAUUCAUUCUUGAGCAGGGGGCUUCGAAAAAUCUGAAUCUCAUGGAAUGGGACAAACUCUGGACUAUUAAUAAGAAGAUAAUUGAUCCUGUAUGCCCAAGACAUACUGUCGUCAUUGAAGAGCGCCGUGUGUUGAUGACCCUGACCAAUGGUCCUGAGAAACCAUUUGUCCGCAUCAUUCCUAGGCAUAAGAAGUAUGAAGGUGCUGGGGAGAAGGCAACAACAUACACAAGGAGGAUAUGGCUAGACUAUGCUGAUGCGGAGGCCAUCAAAGUAGACGAGGAAGUAACCUUGAUGGAUUGGGGGAAUGCCAUAGUUAAGGGAAUUGAGAAGGAUGAAGACGGAAAUCUCAAACUCACAGGGGUCUUGCAUCCCGAGGGUUCUGUUAAGACCACAAAAUUGAAGCUCACCUGGCUCCCUGAAUCAGAUGAGCUUGUUAAGCUCUCAUUGAUGGAGUUUGAUCAUCUGAUAACAAAGAAGAAGCUCGAAGAAGAUGAGAAUUUCGUUGAUGUUGUUAACCCAUGUACCGAAAAGGAGACUGCAGCACUUGGGGAUUCCAACAUGCGAAAUCUCAAGCGUGGGGAUAUAUUGCAGCUCGAGAGGAAAGGAUAUUUCCGAUGCGAUGUUCCCUACCUCAGGCCGUCAAAGCCCAUUGUUCUAUUUGCAAUCCCCGACGGCAGGCAGCAGACUGGAUUGAAAUCGCUUGGAUUCCACAAGUGAAUAGAAAGUUGGAUCUACCUCGGAUCUUAUCUAAAUAGCCUCAUUUAUCCUCCUGAGUAGAAGUUUGGUUUCAAACCGGGGUUCGAACAAGAGAAGUAGGCCAUGCUAAUGUGCCUUGGAUGAUCCACAUCUCAAGUUAGGCGCUUAUGAGUACAUUGACUUUUACCUGAGGUUGGAGGAUGCGUCGAACAUGUUUUUUUGAAAAAAUUAUUAUUAAGGGCAAGGAAAGUUCCGAACCUGGAACGCAUGGCGGAAAUCCAAAAUCCUAUUUACUAAAA
Pyrus x bretschneideri (Chinese white pear) is the source of this 2646-nucleotide messenger RNA. RefSeq names its product glutamate--tRNA ligase, cytoplasmic. Gene Ontology annotation, biological process: glutamyl-tRNA aminoacylation; translation. The record is from RefSeq and is a predicted model, not a curated record. Lineage: Eukaryota; Viridiplantae; Streptophyta; Magnoliopsida; Rosales; Rosaceae. Gene Ontology annotation, cellular component: cytoplasm; methionyl glutamyl tRNA synthetase complex; cytosol. Gene Ontology annotation, molecular function: glutamate-tRNA ligase activity; ATP binding.